This is a messenger RNA of Hippocampus zosterae (dwarf seahorse), 402 nucleotides long. It is a transcript of the gene dpy30, whose product is annotated as dpy-30 histone methyltransferase complex regulatory subunit. Bases 97 to 393 code for a protein of 98 amino acids. Lineage: Eukaryota; Metazoa; Chordata; Actinopteri; Syngnathiformes; Syngnathidae. The transcript is spliced from 5 exons. The record is from RefSeq and is a predicted model, not a curated record. Gene Ontology annotation, cellular component: Set1C/COMPASS complex.
GAGGACCGCAUUCGUAAAUGACGUCACGAGAAAGUGACGUCUUUGAGCGGGAGCGAAUCGGCGGCGGAGAAUCGUCGACGACUGCCCAAAACAAACAUGGCGGACGAGCACACAGAAGCCGAACACGCGAUGGAGCAUCCCACGCCGUCGGAAAACCCCCACGCGGAGUUUGGGCUGACGGACAGCAUUCAGAGGACGCUGGAGCAGGAGAAGACGUGCAAGCAGAAGGUGGACCUGCAGGCGCUGCCCACGCGCGCCUACCUGGACCAGACGGUGGUGCCCAUCCUGCUGCAAGGCCUCGCCGUGCUGGCCAAGGAGAGGCCGCUGAACCCCAUCGAGUAUCUGGCCGCCUUCCUCCUCAAGAACAAAGCGCAGUUUGACGAGCGCAACUGAAGCCUUUUU